CUGGCACACUGCUAGCUGUGCACAGCUCUGAGACCACCUGCAUCAGUGUUUGUCUAAGCUGUUGUUUAAGUUAGUUACUGACUGUGACUUUUAAUUAUAGGGCAUGGAGCAGCACUUAAUACUGAUGGAGAAGUGGAGCUGGAUGCUAUUAUCAUGGAUGGAAGAACACUUGCCAGUGGUGCUGUGUCUUGUGUGAAGAACAUUGCCAACCCUGUGUCACUAGCACGGGCAGUGAUGGAAAAGACUGCCCACAUCAUGUUGACAGGCAGAGGAGCAAACAUGUUUGCAGAGAGCAUUGGUAUAGUCACAGUUCCUACUGAGACACUAGUGACCGAGUAUGAGAUGAAAGAAUGGGAGAAACACAAGAAUUAUGUCACUGGAGUAAUGGAAGAUUUCAACUCUCAGUGGGCCCAUGAUACUGUUGGGGCAGUUGCUGUGGACUGUGCUGGUAAUGUUGCAUGUGCAACAUCAACUGGAGGGAUCAGAAAUAAAAUGGUUGGCAGAGUAGGAGACUCUCCAAUUAUUGGCUCUGGAGGAUAUGCAGACAACUUCACUGGUGCAGUGUCUUGUACCGGUCACGGAGAGUCCAUUCUUAAAGUCACACUGGCCAGACUCAUUCUUUCACAUAUUGAACAAGGUAAAAUACCAUGCUUUUAAAAUCUACAUUAAGAC
Lates calcarifer (barramundi perch) is the source of this 672-nucleotide messenger RNA. RefSeq names its product isoaspartyl peptidase/L-asparaginase. Bases 154 to 657 code for a protein of 167 amino acids. The transcript has 4 exons. The record is from RefSeq and is a predicted model, not a curated record. Gene Ontology annotation, molecular function: asparaginase activity. NCBI's taxonomy places the organism in Eukaryota, Metazoa, Chordata, Actinopteri, Centropomidae.